UGUCUGCAGAUACUAUCUACUAAUCCUCCUGCUGGGGCUCCCCUCUUUACUCAUUGUUAGGAUUUAUUAAGAAACUUUGACUGCUGGAGUUGAGGAGCUGGCUUUGAUUACAGGGCUUGUUCUCUGCUCGCAGUGCAUUGUGGGAGAGCCUCCAUCAGUUCUUUCCUCUCUGUAAACGCUGCAGUCGUCACAUCUUGUCAGAAUGAGGUCUCUGGCCCUCGGCCUCUUCUGCCUGCUGUGCUGUAACGCAGUUCGACUGGACAGACGGCGUCCCAGACCCAUCAUGGCCAGAGGUCGAAAUGAGACAACUGUCCACACCAAACCAUUGGAGAUCACCUGCAAAGCGAUCCCGCUGGAUUUCUUCUUUGUCAUUGAUAGCUCCAGAAGCAUCCGCCCCAACGAUUACGAGAAGGUCAAGACUUUCAUCAUCAACCUGCUGCAGUUCCUCGAGGUCGGCUCUGAUGCCACCCGGGUCGGUCUUCUACAGUACGGCAGCGUGGUCCAGCCCGAGUUCUCCCUCAAGACCUACACCACCAAGGCUGAGGUGAAGCAGGCGGUGAGGAGCAUGGAGCACCUCGCCACAGGGACAAUGACCGGUCUGGCCAUCCAGUACACCAUGGAGACAGCCUUUACAGAGGAAGAAGGAGCACGACCAGCACACAUGCACAUCCCACGAAUCGCCAUGGUUGUGACUGACGGGCGGCCUCAGGACACGGUGGAGGAGGUUGCGGCUCAGGCAAGGGAGGCCGGCAUCCAGAUCUUUGCUAUCGGUGUGGGCAGGGUGGACAUGAACACUCUGAAGGCCAUCGGGAGUGAGCCACACUCUGAGCAUGUGCACCUGGUGGCCAACUUCAGCCAGAUAGAGACCCUCAUCUCGGUGUUCCAGUCCAAACUGUGUGGAGUUUCAGAGAUGUGUGAGGAGGUGGACCAUCAGUGCCAGCACAUCUGUGUGAGCAGCCCUGCAUCAUACAGGUGCAAGUGCAGGAAAGGCUUCACCCUCAACCCCAACGGCAAGACAUGCAAAGAGAUUGAUCACUGUGCUGAUGGCACGCAUGGCUGUGAACAGGAGUUUAUGAGCAUAGAGGACUCCUGUGUGUGUAAAUGCAGAGAAGGUUACACCCUCAGGCCUGAUGGGAAAACAUGCAAAAAGAUCAAUCACUGUGCUGAUGGGAAACAUGGCUGUGAACAGGAGUUUAUGAAUACAGAAGAUGCCUGUGUGUGUAAAUGCAGGAAAGGCUACACACUCAGACCUGAUGGGAAAACAUGCAAGAAGAUAGACCACUGUGCUGAUGGGAAACAUGGCUGUGAACAGGACUUUAUGAAUACAGAAGAUUCAUGUGUGUGUAAAUGCAGAGAGGGCUACAUACUCAGAUCUGAUGGGAAAACAUGCAAGAAGAUCGAUCACUGUGCUGAUGGGAAACAUGGCUGUGAACAAGAGUUUAUGAAUACAGAAGAUGCCUGUGUGUGUAAAUGCAGGAAAGGCUACACACUCAGACCUGAUGGGAAAACAUGCAAGAAGAUGGAUCAUUGUGCUGAUGGGAAACACGGCUGUGAACAGGAGUUUAUGAAUACAGAAGAUGCCUGUGUGUGUAAAUGCAGGAAAGGCUUCAAACUCCGACCUGAUGGAAAAACAUGUCAAAGUCUGGAUCUGUGUCAGACAGUGGACCACGGCUGUGAACACGUGUGCGUCAGCACCACUGACUCCUACAUUUGCAGAUGUUUUGAAGGAUUUAUGUUAGCUGAAGAUGGGAAAAGCUGCAAAAAGCCAGAGUGUGGUGAUGGAGUCAUGGAUCUGGUUUUCAUAAUUGAUGGCUCUAAAAGUCUGGGCCCUGCCAACUUUGAACGAGUCAAGCAGUUUGUAAACAGCAUUGUGGACUCGCUGGACAUUUCCAGGACAGGGACACAUGUUGGCCUCCUUCAGUACUCCACCAAGGUACGCACAGAGUUCACCCUGGGCCAGUACACCACUGUGCGGAGCAUCAAACAGGCUGUGUCCCAGAUGCAGUACAUGGGGAGAGGCUCCAUGACCGGCUCAGCCUUACGUCACAUGUUUGAGUCCAGCUUUUCAGCCAAAGAAGGAGCCAGGCCGAACAUCCCACGUGUCUGCAUCGUGUUUACUGAUGGAAGGUCGCAGGAUGAUGUGUCCGAAUGGGCCGAUAAAGCAAAGAACUCUGGGGUCACAAUUUAUGCCUUUGGUGUUGGCAAAGCCAUUGAGCAGGAGCUGAGAGAAAUAGCUUCAGAGCCUGAUGAGAAGCACCUUUAUUACGCCGAAAAUUUUGAGAAAAUGGGAGAAAUUACAAAGAAGCUCAAGUCCAGGAUGAUAUGUAAAGAAAAACCAUCCAGUGAAAUGUGCCAGUGUGAGAACGUGAUAACAUUUCAAAACCAGGUCACUGAAAAGCUGAAGCACCUGACGCAGAAUAUUGAAGCCAUCUCAAAGAAGCUGGAGACCCUCGAGAACCAACUUGUGCUCAAAUGAAAGGCUGAGAUUUAUAACCCUCAGUGUGGCAUUCAAAGGAUCCCUGUCAUCCUGCUCUACAGGCUCCACUGAGACAUAUGCAAUGCUUUCUACUGAAGCUAUUUAUAUACUUUUUGUAUACAAAACAAUGUAUUUUUGUCUGUAAUAUUUGUUACAUAAUGCC
This is a messenger RNA of Plectropomus leopardus (leopard coralgrouper), 2639 nucleotides long. RefSeq names its product matrilin-4-like. NCBI's taxonomy places the organism in Eukaryota, Metazoa, Chordata, Actinopteri, Perciformes, Serranidae. Gene Ontology annotation, molecular function: calcium ion binding. The record is from RefSeq and is a predicted model, not a curated record.